This is a messenger RNA of Cavia porcellus (domestic guinea pig), 4217 nucleotides long. It is a transcript of the gene Dnaaf8, whose product is annotated as dynein axonemal assembly factor 8. Bases 27 to 1664 code for a protein of 545 amino acids. Gene Ontology annotation, molecular function: dynein complex binding. Gene Ontology annotation, cellular component: dynein axonemal particle. NCBI's taxonomy places the organism in Eukaryota, Metazoa, Chordata, Mammalia, Rodentia, Caviidae. The transcript has 9 exons. The record is from RefSeq and is a predicted model, not a curated record.
AUGAUUGUGCGCAAAGAGAGCAUCCCAUGAGCCUGGCUCCCAUGGCAUCCAAAGACAAAAAUGCAGCGCCUUCGCUGGACUCCCCCUGGGACGCCAUCCUCCAGGCUGCCAAAGACCAGCUGCCAUCCUUGGACUCCGAAUCCUCCUUGUCGGACUUUGAGGAAGAGGAGCCAUUCAUCUUCCAACGAAACCAACCUGUCCUGAUUCCAGACCUGGCAGAGGAGCUGGCUGAAGACCCUGGUGGUAGUGACAAAUCUGAGACCUGGGUCCUUGGAGCCAAAAGGCCUCCGCCUGAGCCAGUUGUAGAGCCUAUGGGACUCACUGCAGAACCUGGGAGUGAACAGAACGCAAGGACAAAGGAGUGGGCCUCUUGGGAAGGAAGGCGACCUGGCCAGACGCUCGAGAACUGUGCUGACACCCACACUCUUCCUUGGACAGCUGAAGAGACCCCUGUCUGGUGGGAAGGUGACCUUGGGAACCUGUCCUUCAACGCCAAAGGAUUCCAGAAUCCUCCCCCAGAUCUGCAGGGAGAAGCUGCUCUUGUCCCUGAAGGAAGGCCAAAGACAGAGUCCCUGGGCGCUGCCAGGCAAGAAUGUGCAAAUCGCAAAGCCCUCCGCCAAGAGAGGAGGAGGAGGAUAGAAAAAGAUGUGCUCCAGAAAGUAACCUGGGGUCCCCAGGGUCCAGCCUGCGGUGACCAAGGCCAAGCUGCGGAGUUAGGUCCCAAGUUAGUGGCCCAAUUGAAGGAGCCCUGGGAAGGCCAGCCGAUACUCUCGCUCGAGCAACUAGAAGAGUGGGAUUUGGAUUACAUCCUUCAGAGUCUGCCAGCGAGAGAAGACAACCAGGGAAAUUGUGCACCCAGAAGCGCGUGGUGGGCAGCUGACCGCUACCAAGGCCAAGACCGCACUGUGCCACAAUCCCAGGACAGGCUUCUGGAGCAGCUGGUCCUCCUGUGUGCCACACAGCAUGGAGCCCCCACCUCUGCCCAGAAGGUGCCUGCCCACAUGCCCAAAGACACCAAAAAACAGGAGGCUGGAAGCAGAUGUACUUCUAUGAAGCUGGGCUUUCAGGCUGUGCCAGGCCAGAAGCUUGCUGGGGGCAUGAGGCCAAGGACAGAGCCUCCUACCAUAUUCAUUGACCUGCGACAGACAGAGCCACUGGAACCACAAGACCAGUCUCCAGAAAGCCUCAGCCACAGCUCCUCUGACAGUGGGGAGGAGGAGGCGGAGGAGGAGGAGAAAGAGAACACAGAAGCUCUAGGAGACCAGCAAGGCCCUGCACGGCAGGCAUCUCUUUUCUCCUCGGGCCUACGGGAUUGCACUGGGAAGAGUCAACUUCUCCAGCAACUGAGGGCAUUUCGGAAGGGCACAGCUCUAUCCCAGCUGCCUACAAGCAAGGGUAGCUGUGGCCAGAGAGCUCAGGUCACUGAAAAUGCGACUAGAUCCAGGAGUGAGAGGAAGGAACAUACAAAACCCUGGGCAGAGGGGCAGAGUGCCCAGACCGGACUCCCAAGAGGGCACCCUGGGGCUAGCAUCAGUCAAGGAGACCCUGGUGCCUCCUCUGGGCCAGCUAUAGGCUCCUCAGAUAUAGGUACACACAAUUUCUGGGGGCCUGCCAGUCUGAAGGCUAGAUGCUCUAACACUGAAAACCGUCUCAAUACUAGAUGAAGGCACCCACCCUCACCAGGAGCAGUGAAAGCUGAGAACCGGCCUGGACAGGAGAUGCCUGUUCUCUCUCCACCGUUACUCUGCAAGCUUCACCCCCCCUCACCCCCGCCCCCCCCCCCCACACACAGAGUUUAACAGUACUUUUGUGACUGCCUUCUGAGUCCUGCUAAGCAGAACCUUUGAUCUCUUGCUAACUUGUCUCCAGAAUGCUGGCCCAGUCUGCCCCAUGGAACAGCAGAAAAAUCACUUUCAUCUGAUGCCUUCAUGCCACAGGCACAGGAAGCAAUGCAGGGUUUGGCUACCACGGUGCUGAGGGGCCCAGGAUCCCUUUGUAACAAGUCCUGACCAGGCAGAAGACACUGGCCAGCCUGAGCCAGCGGCAGCAUCACACAAAUACCAUCCACAGGGCCCCAUACUCCUAUACUUCAGACCCCUCACUUCCAGCCAAAAGGGGCAUCGCUACUGCCUUCCACAAAGGCCACACAUGGCUCCUCUGGCCCUACAAAAGCUGCUCCUGCAGGCCUAGCCAGGCCACCUCUCCUUGUCCUCCACCUUACUGCAGCUGUCAAAAGCAAAGAUGAUGAUUCCCCCGCCCCAUCUUCAUUUUCAUUUUCUCCUGUCUUCAGGCCUUUUCCCAGCAAGAAGUUCAUUUAGAAUGUUUCACAGUCAUAAACAAACUUUGUUCCAAGUUCAGCUCUGCCUGUAAACUACUGUCUGUCAAGGCAAGUUGGAGGGAAGAGGUGAUGAGAGUUCAGACCUGGGUUCAAAGCCAGCUGGGCAGUGUUUAUUGCUGUCCUUGCCAGGGCUCCCCACUCAGAACAGGAGUCAUGGAAACUGUCUCACAGCACAGGCACCCAGAGUCUGAACCCUUUCAUCCAGAUCAUCAGAGGUGAUGGUCGUCAGAGCAGCAGCAGCAGCAGCCAUGCCCAAAACAGCCCCUGCAGUAGGCGGACAGGAGGGCUCUGUAGGAGAUGCCCACUGAGGUGAGGACAGCUCUGUGGCCAGCAUCCUGCAGAAUCCCAGAGACAGGAUCGACACAAGCCCAGGCCUUGGUGAGACAGGAGAGAAGGGCUUGAUGCUUUCUAAACACCUUGCAGCCAGCCUAGCUGCAUCGGGCCUUUCAGUUAAACUAUGUCCCCACCCCAGCUCCCCUUUUCAUUGAGUCGGCCCUUCAGAAUGCCAAGAAGGGUGUUGCUUAGUGAGCCUCAAUGCCACGUUUGUAGAAUGGGGGUAGGGAUGGAAUUCAAGCAGGGGCCUGCUGUUAAACUGGGAGGGAGAAGAUGAUAAAAAAGAAGAAUGCUAUGCACAUGCACCAGCUCCUCCAGAGGAAUGUGAUUAUUAUGUACUGCAGACACAUACUAAUACAUUUUAAAAUUUAAAUGAUAAACUUUAAUAUUCUGUAAAAAAGAAUCAAGUUUAAUAAUUUCUCAAAAAGAGAUUUAUGACCCAGCAACGCCACUCAUAGGUGAGCAGCUGGCUCCUAAAAGAGGCCCAGUGCCAGCUACUCACACUCUAAAACUCAUGUAUAACUUUCUUUCCCCCUUGUUACUGGGGAUUGAACCAAGGGCCUCAUGCUUGCUAGGCAAGUGCUCUACCCUCAGCUAUACCUCAGCCCUUUUUAUUCUUACGGUACUGGGGACAGAACUCAGGACCUUCACGUUGAGCUGAAUCCCCAGUCCUUUUUAUUUUGAGAUAGGAUCUUGCUAAAUUGGCCAGGUGUGGUCUGGGGAUGUAGCUCAGUGGAUGAGUGCUUGCCUAGCACACACAAGGCCCUGAGUUCAAUCUCCAAUACCACCUAAGCACAAACAAAAAAGAAACGUCUGGGCUGGGGAUUUAGCUCAAGGGUGUAAGCCCUUGCCUGGCAAGUAUGAGGCUGUGAGUUCGAUCCCUGGUACCAAAUAAGUAAAUAAAUUGGACAGGCAUGGUGGUGCAUCGUGGUACAUGCCUGUAACCCCAGCAGUUAGGAGGCUGAGGCAGGAGGAUCACUGUGAGCCCGAAGUCAGCAUGGGCUAUGUAGGCAAGUUCAAGCCCAGCUUGCACUACAUGGUGAUACUGUGUCUCAACCCCCACCCCAAUAGCUAAAUUACCCAGGCUACAGUAGAAUUUCAAUCUGUUUAGCUUCCCCACAGUGCUGGGAAUAUAGGUGUGCGCUCCACACCAGCUUAUUUUUAUUUUUUAUCUACAUUCUCAGUCUCACCAAAUUGCUAAAUUGCCCAGGUUAGAUUAAACUCGCAGCCAGGUGUGGUGGUGCACAUCACAAUCCCAGCAUUCAGGAGGCUGAAGCAGAACGUCAUGGUUUAUGUCAGUGGCCCCCAAACCUCAUGCAAUUAUGCAUUUGUGAUUGGUUCAUUGUCUAGCGCUUGGAUUGGUGGUGUGCGUACUAUACCCGCCUAGGGGUGGAGUUGGGAUAUGAUGUAAUGGUGGGAAGAAGCUGUGUCUUGCUGUCCUGUGGGUUUUCACCUUGCAGCUUGCAGCUGCCAUGAACUGUGGCCCAACCAUGCCACCCUGUCUUGGAACCAACUGAACUGUAAAAAAUAAACUUUUCUUCCUUCA